Messenger RNA from Colletotrichum navitas, 714 nucleotides. RefSeq lists its product as uncharacterized. Gene Ontology annotation, molecular function: zinc ion binding; nucleic acid binding. The record is from RefSeq and is a predicted model, not a curated record. Gene Ontology annotation, cellular component: U4/U6 x U5 tri-snRNP complex; spliceosomal complex. The coding region runs from base 1 to 714 and encodes 237 amino acids. Gene Ontology annotation, biological process: mRNA splicing, via spliceosome. The transcript has a single exon. Lineage: Eukaryota; Fungi; Ascomycota; Sordariomycetes; Glomerellales; Glomerellaceae.
AUGGCCGACAAGAAAGGUAGCGCGUACGGCGCGCCAGCAGGCGACACCGACUUUCGCAAGACGUGGGACCUUGACGAGUACGCCGCCAAGGCUAAAGACCGUGAGGCCAAGGAGAAGGAGGAGUCCAAGGCGCGUUAUGAGGCCAAGCUGGCCGGCAAGAAAUACCACAAGCCCCUGACGGGUAACGAGACUUUCACGCAGGCGCGGCGCAACGUGCUGGACCUUAGCGCGCAAGUUGGCAAGACGCAGCUGGUGCCCGCGGGCGCAGGCGUGGGCAAGCGCGGCCGCGGCGCAGGUUUCUACUGCGAGCCCUGCGACCUCACGUUUAAGGACAACAAGCAAUAUGUCGAGCACAUGAACACGCCGCAGCACCUGGCCAACACGGGGCAGACGAACGAGGUGCGGCGUGCGACGGCUGAGGAGGUGAGGGAGCGGAUCGAGUGGCACUGGCAGCGGAAGCUUGACCUUGAGAAGGAGAAGGCGACGAGCCUGCAGGACAGGCUUGCGCUUCGAGAAGAGGAGAGCCUGAAGGAGGCCGAGGAGAGGAGGAAGAAGAGGAAGGAGGCAGACGAGAAGAGGAGGGCGGAGAAAGAGGCGGCAGAGAAGGUCAAGCUGGAGUAUGGGGAUGAUGUGAGGAUUGAGGGGGAGCAUGACGAGGAGGAUAUGAUGGCGGCGAUGGGGAUCACUGGAUUCGGGGGGACGAAGAAAAAAUGA